This is a messenger RNA of Frieseomelitta varia, 702 nucleotides long. RefSeq lists its product as uncharacterized. The coding region runs from base 81 to 554 and encodes 157 amino acids. NCBI's taxonomy places the organism in Eukaryota, Metazoa, Arthropoda, Insecta, Hymenoptera, Apidae. The record is from RefSeq and is a predicted model, not a curated record. The transcript has 4 exons.
UGAAUAUGAAUAUAUUUCUCUCCGACCGGAGUUGACGUUUACCUAAUUAUAAUUUCUCAUUAACCACGGUUCAGUUCGAUAUGCAGAAUUCACUGGACGGGUGGUUUGAGCGUGUAGAGAAAGAGCCUAUGACGUUCAGAUUUCGGUGGGAGUUACGCGUGUUUGUACAUGUAUGCUCGUGCAUAUGUAAGCAGGCUAAGCUUGUGUGUGGUCGCGCGUGCACGAGCACAGAGAACGGAGAAAAAGACGGAUUCAAAGGCGGCGUUUUUCACUCAGUGAGCCACGGAACUUGCAACGUUGAAGGUGCUAGGAAAACGCGUGCACACGUUUCCUCAGUGCGCGUGUAUUUUCUAAACCGAUCCGAGUACUACGUUCUCGCUCGCGAGAAUUCCAUUUCCAAUCUCAUGGAAGGUUUGCAGUGUGUCGUACUGGUGAAAUUUCCACAAUCUCUUGGUGGUUACAAAAAGCAUGGGUGCUUACAAAAAGCAUGGGAGAGGUGGCAAAAAUAUAUUGAGGGCCUUCAACAAUUUUGCAAACUAUAUACGUCAUUUUGAUCAUAAUAAGAGAUUUAAAAUAAUAAUUUUAAUGAAAAAUCUAAUCUGUUUGGCUGUUUUUACAUCGGUAAGAAUGCAGUGAACAAACCUUGUGUCAUCGGAUUUGAAAUUAUGUGAUUAUGCGAUAAUAGUGCGUAGUAAGUUAAAA